This is a messenger RNA of Oryza sativa Japonica Group (Japanese rice), 1338 nucleotides long. Its product is annotated as ribonuclease 2. Gene Ontology annotation, biological process: RNA catabolic process. The record is from RefSeq and is a predicted model, not a curated record. Gene Ontology annotation, molecular function: RNA binding; ribonuclease T2 activity. Lineage: Eukaryota; Viridiplantae; Streptophyta; Magnoliopsida; Poales; Poaceae. Gene Ontology annotation, cellular component: extracellular region.
CGCCGAGCGAAUUGACCGUACAACCAAGCCGCAGAGAAGAGGAAGGCGGAAUCAGUCGAGGGCGAGGCGGCGGCGGCGGCGGCGAUGGCGACGGCGAGGAAGGCGCCGCGCAUGGUGGCGAUCUGGGCGGUGGUGGUGGUGGUGGUCGCCGCCGAUCUGUUCGGAGCGGCGGUCGCGCGGUCGGCGUCGGCGCGUCACGCGGUGGGGAAGAAGCAGCGGGAGUUCGACUACUUCGCGCUGGCGCUGCAGUGGCCUGGCACCAUCUGCGCCUCAACCCGCCACUGCUGCGCCAUCAACGGAUGCUGCCGCUCGGAGCCGCUCCAGACGUUCACGAUCCAUGGGCUGUGGCCGGACUACGACGACGGGACCUGGCCGGCGUGCUGCCGCCACACCAGCUUCGACAUGGACAAGAUAUUGCCCCUGAAGCCGACGCUUGAGAAGUACUGGCCGUCCCUCUACUGCUCAUCCUCUUCCACUUGCUUCAGUGGCAAGGGGCCCUUCUGGGCUCAUGAGUGGGAGAAACAUGGAACAUGCUCAUCCCCGGUAGUUAAGGAUGAAUUAGAGUAUUUCACCACUGCUCUUGACCUCUACUUCAAAUACAACGUCACGGAAAUGUUGGCAAGUGGUGGUAUCCAUGUUUCAAAUGGUAAACAAUAUGCGCUAACUGAUGUCAUUGAUGCCAUCAAAUGUGCUUUUGGGGCCUCACCGCAAAUUGUUUGCAAGAAGGGCUCAGUUGAAGAACUGAGGUUAUGCUUUGACAAAGAUUUGAAGCCCCUUGAUUGCCUUACUACUACUGCUACCAAUGAAAACGUAUCGAAGAAGAAGUAUUGCCCUCGAUACAUCACCCUGCCAACAUAUGACCCCAUAGUACAUGCUAAUUCUACUCGGGAGAUCAUAACAGUCGAAAGUGAGGUCUAUGGAUAUCUUUACACAUCCUAAGAUACGAUUACCGCGAGCAAGAAUUACAUGGCCAUGAUGAAGCCGGUAGUUCAGGGCUCUUAGCUGCUUAAGACAUACUGGGGCCGGCAUUGAGGUUCAAGGAAAUGUAUAUCUAGAUAACUCGAUUAUUACAUUUGUAAGCACGGCACGCCAGAACAACGGAGAAUGUGAUUGUGUCUGAAAAAUCAAUUGCUUUAUGUACUAUGCAAGGUUGGAAAAUAGUUCGUCCAUGUAUAUAGUCAUUGGUCAGGGUCAUCUGCGACUGCAAUCUGCUGAAUUAUAAUGGACAGUGGCAAUCGGUCUGAACUUUUCUGGCUACGAAUAUCUAUCAUGUAUGUGCCCAGAGUACGUGUUGACAUGGAGCAAGUCAUCACGUGAAUUUUGAGUACAAUUCGUUAA